Molecule: messenger RNA, 2190 nt
Organism: Blumeria graminis f. sp. triticale
Lineage: Eukaryota; Fungi; Ascomycota; Leotiomycetes; Helotiales; Erysiphaceae
Source: the annotation of a GenBank genome assembly
AUGGAUCAAAUCGAACAAUUCUAUAAUUACACGGAUCGAAACCCUCUUCGCCAAAUACUAGAUCAGUAUAGAGUUAAUCCUAAUUUUCAAGCUGGAUCUAUGCUAGAAAUCGACUACUUAUUAACUGACUUCCAGUAUUACAUCUUGCGAUACCUUAGAUCCACAGAAAACCACUACGUUACAGUUUUAAGAACAAAUAUAAUCAAUCUUCAACCUAAGAUAUUUAAUGGUGAAGUUUUUAACUUGGAUUUUGCACAACUGAGAUACUUGAUCAAUUUUGAAAGCGAUCGUCAAAUUUGGUCUCAUGUUAAUCUAAUUGCCGAUCGACUCACCCGGAUAGCUCCUCCAAUACUUCCAGACUUACAAAUCCCUAUGACUCAGGAGACGAGAUCGAUGACAACUCUAUUGCGGAACGUCGCAGAACAACCAGAUUAUGAUAGUACCAGAGAAGCCCUUCAAGAAGCACUCAGGGCCGAGCUUACACACGAUACUUAUAAAUCUGUCGAUAAAUUCUGGGAGAGAUAUCGCGACAUGAGUCAAUGUGGAAAUGACCACGUAUUCAGUGACAAUAUGGGUGAUCAAGCAAUGAAAGAUUGGUUCGAAGCUUUCCACAGGAUAUACUUGGAACCAUACAAAGUCCAACCAACAAAUCGCAACGAGCUUCCUACGGCUAGAAACCCUAGCGAGUUUGUGCGCGGAAAAUUUACUUCUACUUCUACUGCAAUUCAGAUGGAUGGUAGUCGACGUAAUCGGCAAGUGGAUGUCUUUGUUGAGCAUUGCGACAACCCUGAUGGAUGGGGUCAUCACUGGAGAGACGUGUGGGUAGUGGGCGAGUUCACGAAGGCGGCAGACAAAAAGGGGGUCAAAUUCCGCCAGCUCAUGCUGUAUGUGCGUGAAGUAUUCUAUGCGCAGCCAUUGCGUCGAUUCGUCCAUGGAUUUGUCUUGCACAAAAAGCACAUCGUUUUCUGGAUUAUCGACAGGUCAGGAGCGUAUAGCUCUAGUGAAAUUAACGUGAUCAAUGACCAAGAAAAGUUGGUCAGGGCCCUAACGGCUUACACGAUCAUGAGUGACGAAGAGCUUGGUCUUGACACGACUAUCUGUCGUUAUAACGAACGCUCCUUCGUCCAAAUUCGAUAUGACAAUUUGGCGCCAGAAAGAUGGGUCGAGAUCAACCCUGAACCAGUAACCCGACCUGAGACUGUGCUGUCACGUGGUAACCUCUGCUACCAGACAAUGGACAUGAAAUACUUGAUCAAGUUUUCAUGGGGCUCGGGCGCGGAACAGUCUGAGGUUGAUUUCUUGAACGCCGCACGAGCGGUAAUAGGUGUAGUUGAUCUUGAAUGGGCCGAGCGCAUAUAUCAGGUUGAGACUCACCGCAAGGGACUAGACUUUUCAACCGGAACAAGGUGGGACAUAGGAGUGAAGAAUUGGCUUUCCGUUGGCAUAGAGUACGAACCAGCCGAAUAUUUCAAGAAACGAAAACUCACUCUUGCCGUCAUCUCUCCUUACGGUCGACCUUUGAAGACCUGCUCUACGGUCCGGGAGUUCUUAAGCGGCUUGCUUGAUGCCAUACUUGGGCAUCGCGGCUUAUAUCUUUUUGCUGGUAUUCUUCACGGCGACAUAUCAGAAAGCAAUAUUAUUUUGACGAUGCCAGAUGAAUUUGGAUUCAUUCAUGGAAAGCUUAUAGACCUAGAUAUGUCCACGUAUGUUGCGGGAUAUAAUGAGACAAAAAGUUUAACUGGAACCAUGAAAUUCAUGGCUAUAAAGGUUUUGCAAAAUAUUGCUCUAAAGUCCGGAACAAUGACGAAGACCUACCGUCACGAUCUCGAGUCGUUUUUUUACGUCUUUCUCGUGGGAUGUGUCUGUUACGGAUGUGAUCCGGCAGCGGUCAAAGACCACUUCAACCAUUGGUGUUUAUCUUCCCCUAUUUUAAACCAAGGAGCGAAGAUGGCAGACGUUGGACUCAAUUUUCAGAUUAGAAUUAUCGACAACUUUUCGCCUUGUUUCCAUGGAAUCAAAGAAUUGGCAUUAGAGUUGCGUCAAAUAUUAUUUGGAAUAAAUGGUAAUUUUUAUGACACACCCAGAGACAUCUCAAUACUCUACGACCCCAUAAUCACCGCUUUCCUUAAAACCAUCAAAAAAAUUGACGAUGGAAUCAUCAGAAACGAGACUAUCACACCAAGAAGAUGA